UCAACUUUAGAACAAGAGUUGCAGGGGUAGGCACCAUUGUCCUUGGCACAGUAAACUAUAGCCCUUGGGUUGGAGUUGGGCAGAACGAUAAAAAUUGUGGAAAGUGUUAUAUUAUAUUAUGGUAAACAAUGGUUAGGGUAUUGGCCAAAUUCGUACCAGCUAAAUGUUGUUCUCGUCUUCAAAGUCAAGUACCACUAAUACCCGCCACUUUAAUCGAUCAACAGUGAGCGAUUGUUAUUAAAGCUGGUAAAUAACAACCCAAUCCACCAAUUUAAUUCAAUAGCUCUGUUAAAUAUGAACCUAAUCCAAAUAUAUAAAUUCAUUGGGAUCAAAUGCAAUAGAUUUGUGGAUUUCUACACGUAUUUCUAGUUUGUAUAUUUUAUUUUAUUUACUAAUACUAAAUUUUUUGAUUUUUUACCAAAAAAAAUCCAUUAUUCAUCCAUAAAUUCCAUUAACCUAAUUUGAUUCGUUAAAUGGAGGAGUGUGGCCCAUUUGUAUCCAUUUUAACUAAUUGAGGAGUAGAAAUCUGAAACAUUCAAUCGCAUAGAUUUCUCCUUGCCCAACUUUGUUACGAAAGUCAAAAUCUAUUCCUCCCUAAACAAAGUCAUAAUGUUGUCUUGAAUUGGAAGAAGUUGGGCGCACAUGCCAUUGAAGAUAACACUCAAAAUUGAUGUCAAAAUGAAGAUAUGGCCUUCAAUAACAUUGGCCAUUACGGAAUUGGAUAAAAGCAACAAUAUUGAGGUGUUCUAGUUAGAAGGAAAACAGUCGUACUAAAACGCAAGUGCUGUGAAACCAUACCGAAUAUCAUACUUGGAAAAUCAGUGAUCGAAGUAUUGUACUUAAAUUAUGGAUUUCUACCGUUGUCCAACAGUUUACUAUCGUUAAAAUCACUUACGGUUUAUGAUCUGGCAUUUCCAAUAUGACCGAAUGGUAGAGUACAGUUCCUAAAACAUUGAGGAGACACAUAGAAUUUACCAAUCGAUGACGUCUUUGUUGAAAAGAAAACAAAAAAAAAAAUCGGUUCGCCUUCGGUUGGGCUUUUGCCUUCUGCGUUGUGGGCUAGUUUUUUUUUUUUUGGUGCGAAAAUAAAAAAUCAAUGUAUGGCGCGCUGGGCCUAACACCCAGAGGAAACCUCUGUUUGUGGAGGAUUGUUGCCGCAACAGCUGAAGGGAUUCUCUGCUCGUCUCCGAUCGACAGUAUCCCGGCCGGGAUUUUCAGCUUUUCAUAUACAGGUAACGACGUCGAAAGAGUAACCGCAAGUCCCUAAACCUAAUUUUAUGUAGCGGCUAAUUCCUCUCUCCUUUCAGCCGUUCCCUACUCUUUCCAGUGUAGUUGCAGACCGGGACAAGAUCAUUACCCUUUGAAAUCGUCACCGUUUACUGCUUGUGGUUUCAAGUUUUUUUCUGGUAAGGACGAAGGACUAUUCAUCGUCUACUCCUUUCAACCGCAAGAAAAACUGAAUAGAGAGAUUAGGCUAUUUUGGAAGGCUGCAACUUGGAAUAGUUUACUGCAUUCUGUAUUUAGAACCAUUUGUAUUUUCUAGUUUCUUUCAUGGCCUAUUCAAACUUAGAGAGAUGAGCUAUGGUUGGUUGUGUCCGGCAUUUCUAAUUGGCUUUAAAGCUUCCUGAACUGGUUCUAGGACGGGGACACUAUUUGUUCACUGUUGCAUUGUUGCUUACGGCUUGUUUUGUUGUUCUUCCUUUUUGUUGGUUCUGCAAUCAUUGUUUAUUGCAAGUGUUUCAGUUUAGCACUCUGAUAUUUCUGUUUCCUUACUGUGGUUAAAUUGGAUCUCCCUAUAGUCUCUUAGUUUGAAACUUCGUUUUCUAUCAUUUGUUGUUUUCAGAUUUAUCUUCAUCUUGACUGUUUGUAGCAAGAUGGGUUUGGAAGAAGAAGCUGGUGGCUCUGCAAAGAUUUUGCCUCCUACGGAACAGGUAUUUAUGAAUCCCUAAUGUCACUUCCUAGGAAAACAUGUCCUAGCAAUACAAAUCUGGUAAAGCCCAUAAUUAGUCCCAAGGAUGGUUCUCAUGUCAUACCUAGACAUUUGAAUCUGAUUUUUCAAGUUCAUAAUUUUCAGAUAUUACUUAGCUUAUCCAAUAUUUUCCUACCUCCGUUCUGUGAAAUAUUGCCAGAAUUUGGUACUGAGGUUUUGAACAUGUGAUCUGUUUGCUAAUGUGGCGUGGGAAUUUGCCACCCAUCUGAAUCUUCCAUCAAUAUUGUAUUGUGGUCCCAAAGUAUGUAAUUUUUUUAUAACCUUGAGCGACAACUGAUUGAAAUUCCUUCUUGUUUGUUGCAGGAAUUAUCUGCAGAGCUAGAUACUAAAUUGCAGAAGUAUCUUAGAGGAGAGGGUGCAGAUCUUGAGGUAUCCACUUGUGAUUCAGAUUAUUUGCUUUGACAGGGUUGUGCUUGCUAUUUAAUAUUGGUUCUUUCUACGCAGGCUUUAAAAGAUAAAAAGUUGAAAGGCCAGCUUUUUGUUCGAGAAAGCUGCAGUAAAGUUUGAAAAGGUCGGUUUCAAUACUAGUCUAUUACUUCUCUGGUUCAGCUGAUAACAUAGGCAUGUGAUACCCUCCGUUGAUUCCCUAUAUACUUGAAUCAAUAAACUGAUCCACCUGUUACAAGAAAGGAGGAAUGAAGUACAUAUUUUUCUGUUUUGUCUCUAAAGAUAUUUUGGGGUUGGAAUUCCUUACUAAAUUGGAGGUUUGGUAGCGUGGAAUGAUUGCAUUUCCAGAUCAAUACAUCAUAUCAAACAAAGUCCUCAAUGCAUUUCUAAGGAUGAAGCACGAUAUAUUAUGCUGUUCUCUUCUUCUCGUGUCUUUUGAGUUUUGGUGUAUCUGAAACGUUGGUGUCAUGUAAUCAGGGUAACAAUUUAUUUGCCCCUCCAUUUACUCAAUUUGUGUUAUUCAUCUUGCUCAUGUGAAUUUGGUAGAUCGAAUAAUGCAGUUGCUUAUUGAACCAUGUUAAGUUGUUGCUUUUUUCAGUGGCUUAUGCCAAGUGAGGGAGGAUAUCUGGAGGCUGAAGGUGUAGAAAAGACAUGGAGGAUCAAACAAGAUCAGCUUACUCGUGAAGUUGAUAUUUUAAGUUCAAGGAAUCAAUAUGAUAUAGUGUUGAAAGAUCUUGGUCCCUACACUCUGGAUUUUACCCCUAGUGGUCGAUACAUGGCGACUGCUGGACGUAAGGGGCAUGUGGCUAUUGUAGACAUGAAGAGUAUGGAGCUAAUUAGAGAGAUGCAGGUAAAGGAAACAGUUCGAGAUAUUGUGUUUUUGCACAAUGAGACAUUCUUUGCAGUUGCACAGAAAAAGUACCCAUACAUUUAUAACCGGGAUGGAAUCGAGCUUCAUUGUUUAAAGGAACAUGGAGCAGUGUCUAGGCUACAGUUCUUGAAGAACCAUUUCCUCCUAGCAUCAAUAAAUAAAUUUGGACAGCUCCGUUACCAAGAUGUUACCACAGGCGAGAUGAUAGGUAACUUCCGUACGGGGUUGGGACGCACCGAGACGAUGCAGAUCAACCCUUACAAUGGCGUUGUUGCAGUUGGUCACUCUGCUGGCACGGUAAGCAUGUGGAAGCCCACCAGUGCUGCUCCCUUGGUCAAGAUGCUCUGCCAUCACGGCCCUAUUUCAGCACUAGCAUUCCACCCGAAUGGCCAUCUCAUGGCAUCUUGUGGAAGAGAAAAGAAGAUAAAAAUUUGGGACUUGAGGAAAUUCGAAGUGGUUCAAACAAUACCCGGGCACCAUGCUAAGACCUUGGAUUUCAGUCAGAAAGGUUUACUUGCUGCAGGAACUGGAUCAUAUGCUCAGGUUUUAGGUGAUUUCUCAGGAACCCAAAACUACAGCCGGUACAUGGGUCAUUCGAUUGCUAAAGGGUACCAGAUCGGAAAAGUAUCUUUCCGGCCUUAUGAAGAUGUUCUGGUCAUGGGCCACUCUAUGGGAUGGUCAUCUAUCCUCAUUCCGGGUUCAGGUGAACCGAACUUUGAUACCUGGGUUGCAAACCCAUUUGAAACAAGUAAACAGCGGAGAGAGAAGGAGAUCCACUCUCUGCUCGACAAGCUCCCACCUGAGACGAUCAUGUUGGACCCCUCGAAGAUUGGUACAUUGAGACCAUACAAGAAGAGGGAGAAGCCUACAAAGGAGGAGAUAGAGGCAGAGAAAGAGGCUGCUGUUGAAUCGGUCAAAGACAUUGCUUUGAAGAAGAAGACUAAAGGUAGGAAUAAGACGAGCAAGAGGGUGAUGAAGAGAAAGGUGUUGAUCGAUAAAGCCAAGAAACCUUUCCUGGAGAAGCAAAUGCUGGAGGAAGGAAAAGUUGCAGGGAAGAAGCGAAACCUUGGUGAGGAAACUGAACUGCCUGCGUCUCUGAAGAGAUUCGUGCGCAAGAAGGCUGCCGUCUAGUAGCCUAGUAGAUGCUUUCUAUUCAACCUUUCCAGCACCGGGUUUUGCCAUACG
Molecule: messenger RNA, 4433 nt
Organism: Linum trigynum
Lineage: Eukaryota; Viridiplantae; Streptophyta; Magnoliopsida; Malpighiales; Linaceae
Source: the annotation of a GenBank genome assembly